AGUCUGCACAGACUUGCCUGGGUGCCCCUCAACCUCACUCCCUCCAUCCCUAUUUUUUCUCCCCUUUCCUUAUCUUUGAUCCUCUGCUUUCUGGUCUUCCACAAGCUGUCAAGCAGAAACAUCAGACGGAAAGCAUGCUAACUCUAUUGGUGCUCACAUCUGUGGUGUUGCUCAGUGCAGCUCCCCAGACAGAGGCUAUAGUAGUGUACACUGGCUGGGAGAGGCAUGCUUUGGUAGGCUCAGAUAUUCGGCUUUCCUGCUCUUUCUUCUCAUGGCGAUGGACUUCUGAUGAUGUCACUUUCUCCUGGAGCUACAGGCCAGAUGGGGCAAAAGACAGCAUCUCUAUUUUCCACUACACAAAUGGAGUUCCAUAUGUGGACAAUAAAGGGCCAUUCCGGGACCGCUUGGAGUUUGUGGGCAACCCAGCUCGCCGUGAUGGCUCUAUCCUGAUCCGAAAUCUCGACUUUUAUGACAAUGGAACCUUCACCUGUGAUGCCAAGAACCCUCCAGACAUAGUUGGUCGACCCUCCAGCGUACGACUUCUGGUAUUUGAGAAAAUCCCAAUUCAGGCCGGUGUGAUCACAGGUGCGAUUAUUGGAGUGGUUUUGGGUUUGCUGAUCCUGGUGGUGGCCAUCUACUAUCUCAUGCGCUUCCUGGUGGCCCGCCGCGUCUUCAGCUUGAGUGUGAGCAAACAUGGCAAGAAAGGCAAAGGGAAAGAGGGAACCCAGCAAAAACAGAAACCAAAGGUUCCCCCCGUUUACCUCUCCUUCUAAUGACUCGUUCUCGGUUUCCCCCUUUUCCAUCUCUUUUUUCUUCUCUUUCUCACUGCCGCUUUCUUGUUCUCCUCCUUUACUUCUGUUAAUCUUCACAAUUUGCAUCAUAUAACAACACACUUUCUCUUCUGUUCUCUCUUGCUAUGGCUCUCUCUUAUGCUCUCUCCUUUUUCUUGCUCUCUUUCUCCCUCACUCCUGCCAUAGUGACUCUAUCCUCCCCUCCCCACACUCCCUCUCUCUCCCCAGGCUUCUGUCGUGGUGGAUCCUGCCAAGCAGAAGGCGCCAGUAUCCGAGAAGAAGAAGCAAGAGACGCGCAGAGAAAAGAAAUAGGGCUUCGCGGGCAGAGAGCUAGAGCUCCAGGAACAAGUACCUGGAGAAGGCAGGAAAGAAAGAAAGGAUAGGGUUCUUAUGACCAUUGAGCUCGAGCUCCUUAAACAAGAGCAGACAAGAGGAGGAGAAGAGAAGCCCAAACAUAGCCCUGCUGCUCUUCUAUCCGCCUUGUCCAAGCUCUCACAAAAAAUUACUCUUGGCUGAGCGAGUGAAGGAUGCAAGCGUGUAGAGGAGAGAAGGCCUUAAAGAGGAGGAAUUGGGAGGAGCAAUCCCACAUUCAGUUUUAAUUGCAGAUCUUUGUUGUUUCAUAGCGUAGCUUAGGACACAUAGGAGCCAUUGAACACACCCCGUGACACUGAAUUUUAUGACCCACCAAAUGAACCUCAUUUAGCAUCAAAAAUUAAACACCCAUAAACAUUACAGGUUGCUGCUUUAAAUUUUUAAGGCACGAGUUAAAUGCUGUCACAACUCUUUUUCUAUCUAUCUCACACACACACACACACACACACACACAGAUGUUUGGGAUGGCAGUACAGUGACGUGUAACAUUACACUGCAAUCACUCUAACAAGGCCAUACUUUCUCUGAGGAUGCAUUGUGAUGACCACCUCACAAUAUGUGUGCACACAUACACUACAAGUCCUUUAGUUUUUUUUCUUGGUCAGAUUUUUUUUGCUGCUUAUCUUGAAAAAGAUUUUUCCCUCUUCUCUUUUAUCCCUUUGCCACUGACACUCUGCUGAUGUCAAAGCUUUUGCAAAAAAACAACAGCAAAAUACAUUAUGUAAUGGGCCACUUUAGCACAGGAUUAAGAGCAAUUAUGUAAUUAUACAUAGAGGUUUCCAGUGAAUGGCAUAAAUGCAAUUAUGACUGAAGAGGUUUUUUACUAUUUGUAUGUUUGGUUUUGAGAAUGGCUUUUAACAAGUCAACCCUAAAGUAUCUCUACAUAGAGCAAUAAUAUUAUCAUAGACACCAAAAUGGAAGAUAGAUGUAUGUAAUUAUUUAUUUAUAAUGUAUUACUAUUUAUUCCAAGUCUGCUAUGGACCUUUAUUAGUAUUAGCAUUAGGAUUGUAGCUCCAGUUUAAUUUGUAAAGUGUAAAAGUGCACUGAUUGAUUUUGUAGUUAUAGUUAUGUUUAUUUUAUGGCAACAUCUUGCACCAUUCAUUCAUUUCAUCACAAGUUACUUGUGAUGAAAUGGUGCUGGAGUCAAAUCUAUUUUACUGAUGGAGAAGCAGCAGUUUUUCACUAAAUCACAUGAAAUUAUUUGUAGCACCAGCACUUUGUUAAGGGGUAAUAUGUUUUCUGUCCUUCAUUUACUGCCUGAAAUAUCUGCUUUAACUGUUCCUUCUUUUUUCUCUUCUCCCCUCCCUCCCUCUUUUUAUGCUAUUUCUUGUCCUCUUCAUCUCUUUCUAUUUCCUUCAUUUCUUCUUCUUUCUGAUUUCUCUCAUCAAUUGCAUAAUGUCAUGAUCACUUUCUCCACCGGUGUUGUGGCAUUACUUCCUGUUUCACUGUAGGCUGGUCCUUCAAAGUAGCCAUGCCUACCUUUUUUAUAUUCAUUGCUUAAGGGCUAAACACAAGAACAUAGGCAAAACCCACACACAAAAUGCACUCAAAGAUACAUGAUCCAAUUCUAGAAUUCAGAAUCAGAGAAAAUGUACUGUCAUCAAAGACACAUUCCUGCCGUGAUUAUUUAGCACACUUUAUACUUCAGAGCACUGUUCCUCACCUUGUAGGUUUAAAGCCAUAGAGGGCAACAUAGCAGCAUAGCAGUAUGUUAUAUUUCAUAUAAAAUGAAUAAAGUAAAACUGAAGAUUAUUUCUAACUAUCCACCUUUGGAGGUGGUUUGCUCCUUCUCUGAAAUUUAGUUGUGAACACUGCUCUAGUAACUUCCAACUAGAGGGACAAAUUUUCAAUCCAUACAGUUCACAGUUGCUACACCUACUCUAUGACUGUGGAAGGAGUGUGGGUUUUGAUGUGUGUAUUGCUCUGACUGCAGUGACUGAAACCCUUAGAAUGAAGUUGAUACUGCUAGCAGAGUUUGCUUGUUCACACACACACACACACACACGCAUUAUGUCAAUUAUGUUAAUUCAAACAUAAUCAUCCUAAUCAUUUGCCCCAUACUUCAUUUUUAUUUCUUUUUUUCCAUUGACGUGAGGUAAGUGUUUACAUUACAUCUUACAUUUAUUACAUCUUACGCUCACCAUAUAUCACACAAUUUCACGCUAUCAUGUUGUAUUUCCAUUACUCUUCCUUUCAUAAAACCUCCAUUCUUCGACUCCUUUACCGUCCUUCAUCCAUCUCUCGCUCUUCGCGAUUUGAACAAUACUCUUGUGAUCUCCUGCCCACAACAAGGAAACUCUCGUUUGGCCUUCUGACGACGUCAAAGCCAAAAUGCUAAUGUUGUUACCUAGCUCUCUGCUGACUGCGAAAAAUGAAUUUCUUUUCCCAUGUUUGUGUGUUUAGUGCAACAACAUGUCUAUAACCUGUCAAGAUGUUAAGAGAACAAAACACUGAAGUAAAACUGGACUAUGUCUAUGUAUGUACCUAAUGCUAGUUAUGACAUGCCGUGCAAUAGUUUACUGGACCUUUGUUGGAAAAAGAAAUGUAAUUUGUAUUUAAUUAUAUUUAUACAUGCAUAUUUGACUGACAUGGUAGGAUUCAUAUGGCUUUUUAUUAUCACAGUCUUUGUAUCCUAGGCUGUAGGAAGUAAUGGUGUGGAAACCAGCAAGGCAUGAAUUCAUUAUAUUAGUGAUUGCAUAAAAUGUUAACCUGCAUAAAAUAUUUCUAAUCUGGAACAAGGACUUCAAGGGAACAAGGGAAUUCACAUUGUUGUGAAACAUCAAGCCAAAGUCCAUUGAACAUCACAAUCACAUAAGAGAUGAUUCUCCCACCAAGUCUUCUGUAAGGUGCAUCUAGGACAUGUAGGGUUGCUUACAGACUUGAGUGAAAGUCAGAUGCUAUUUAUGCAUUUCUGAAUAGAUAUAGAACAGCCACCUGCUUUCCUCCAUUAAACCUGCAUUAAAAUAUGGAAUCAUUUUCAUGUUGUAUGUAUCAUGUACGUGUAUAUGUAUUAGUAAGGACUUAUAACUCUCCCUUUCCUCAAAUGCAUUUUACAGUUUCUAAUCCUUUAUAUGUUUAAUUUGGUGUUAACCUCACUAGGCUAUUAGAGUUUUUUGUUAUGUAAAAUGGAUUGUAAAAAAGGAAAUAAAGCUUGAGUUAAAAUCAGUCAUUUAAGAAAUACAUAAAUAAAUUUCAAGGUAAAAUGUG
Hemibagrus wyckioides is the source of this 4370-nucleotide messenger RNA. Its product is annotated as myelin protein P0-like. The coding region runs from base 135 to 773 and encodes 212 amino acids. Gene Ontology annotation, cellular component: membrane. The record is from RefSeq and is a predicted model, not a curated record. The transcript has 6 exons. Lineage: Eukaryota; Metazoa; Chordata; Actinopteri; Siluriformes; Bagridae. Gene Ontology annotation, biological process: myelination.